This is a messenger RNA of Arxiozyma heterogenica, 501 nucleotides long. RefSeq lists its product as uncharacterized. The transcript has 2 exons. The coding region runs from base 1 to 501 and encodes 166 amino acids. The record is from RefSeq and is a predicted model, not a curated record. Lineage: Eukaryota; Fungi; Ascomycota; Saccharomycetes; Saccharomycetales; Saccharomycetaceae.
AUGGAUUCUUGGGUAACUGAAAAUUUAUCUCAAUUUUUUAUUAAUGGCAGCAAUGAAAGGGUUAACUCUUUGUAUUUUGAAAAUAAACUAACAGAUGAAGAAAGAGCCACUUUAGAUCUAAGUGAUAGUGAUAUUUUGGUCCAAUUUAUUCGAAAUAAAUAUCAGGCAAAGAAAUGGGUUAGUGAUAUUUUGUUAGCCCCUGCACAAACAACUGAAUCUAUUUUACCAAUACCUGAAAAAUCGAUCUAUUCCCAGCAUGAACAACAAGUGACAUCAGAAAAACAACCUACAUUAGCCACAGAUACCACUGUUUCGCCAAAACUGCCUGUUUUACAUGAUAAUUUAACUGAUAUGAUUCGUAUGAAUCCACUUAAACCAAUAUCGAAUUUAAACUCGAAGGUUAAAAUUAAUAGCACUAAUAACAAGUAUUUAUUAAACAAUAGGAGUCAAGAUGGUUUUGUAAAACGGUCUAUCUAUAAACUAUAUGCAUCUUCCGAAUAA